AUGAAAACCGCCGGAGCGCCGCCGCAGAGAGGUGGCUCCUCCUCCUCCGCCGCCUACUUUUACCAGUCUUCAUCAUCUUCGUCUGCUAGCUGUAGAGUUCUCGUUGUGAAGAUGGGAGGAAAAAGCAAGAACCAUCAAUCUCCCUCUUCUAAGGAUUCAGAGCCAGAACCACCAAGAAUCAAAUCCAAUGUGAAGCAUAAUUUGCAGCUUCUCAAGUUAUGGAAGGAGUUUCAGAGCAGAGGAUCUGGCUCAGCAAAGCCAGCGACUAGUUACCGGAAGAAGAAAGCAGAGAAAGACGAGCUACCGGACGAUAGCGAGCUCUACCGUGAUCCUACAAACACACUUUACUACACGAGUCAGGGUCUGCUGGACGAUGCAGUUCCGGUUUUGCUUGUUGAUGGUUAUAAUGUGUGUGGGUAUUGGAUGAAGCUGAAGAAACAUUUCAUGAAGGGUAGGCUUGACGUUGCUCGCCAAAAGCUAGUUGAUGAACUUGUCUCCUUCAGUAUGGUUAAAGAGGUUAAGGUAGUGGUUGUGUUUGAUGCUCUCAUGUCUGGUCUUCCUACUCACAAGGAAGACUUUGCUGGUGUUGAUGUGAUUUUCUCUGGAGAAACUUGCGCUGACGCUUGGAUUGAAAAGGAGGUGGUUGCAUUGAGAGAUGAUGGAUGCCCCAAGGUGUGGGUUGUAACGUCUGAUGUAUGCCAACAGCAAGCAGCACAUGGAGCGGGAGCUUAUGUUUGGAGUAGCAAGGCACUUGUUUCUGAGAUCAAAUCAAUGCACAAGGAGGUUGAGAGAAUGAUGCAGGAAACAAGGUCAACAUCUUUCCAAGGGAGAUUGCUGAAACACAAUCUUGAUUCUGAAGUUGUGGAUGCUCUUAAAGAUCUAAGAGACAAAUUAUCAGAAAACGAAACAAAGAGAUGA
Molecule: messenger RNA, 918 nt
Organism: Microthlaspi erraticum
Lineage: Eukaryota; Viridiplantae; Streptophyta; Magnoliopsida; Brassicales; Brassicaceae
Source: the annotation of a GenBank genome assembly